Molecule: messenger RNA, 2028 nt
Organism: Elephantulus edwardii (Cape elephant shrew)
Lineage: Eukaryota; Metazoa; Chordata; Mammalia; Macroscelidea; Macroscelididae
Product: zinc finger protein 630-like
Exons: 4
Coding region: 1-2028 (675 amino acids)
Biological process (GO): regulation of DNA-templated transcription
Source: RefSeq, a predicted model, not a curated record
AUGUCGCUGGUGCCCCCAGGCCUGAUCAUGUCUAAGGAAUCACUGACGUUGGACGAUGUGACCGUGAGGUUCACCCGGGACGAGUGGCAGCUCCUGGCGCCUGCUCAGAAGGCCCUGCACCGGCAGGUGAUGCUAGAGACUUACAGCCACCUGGUGUCCAUCGGUGAGGACGCCCUCCUAUCACGGACUUCCCCUCUUUUAGCCGCUAACGAGUUUGGAGUGUCUGUGGGUAUCAAGUUGCAGUCCCCAGAUGGGAGCGAGGAGAACCACUGUGGACAGUGGCAUUACCCGGAAGCCAGAGUGGGGUCCUCUCGGGUGAGUGAGCGCGACGUGGAGCGGAAGGAAGGGGGAGCUCCCCUUCACGUGACAGAAGGGGGUCCCCGGCCGCGAGGGGUUUAUCGAGCAGCCUCUGUGUCCUCCUCUGGUGUUGUUGUUCUGGGCCAUCAAGCUACCUGUCAAGGGGACCAUCGUGUGCUGGAACGCGGGCAGAGUGAGAUAAGGGACCAGUGGCACCAGCUUCAAGGCCGGCAGGACACUGCACAUCGGCCUGACCGCCCUCUCCCUUUCCUGGGAAGCCCGAGACCACACCCAGCCUCAGCAGUGGUCAGCCAGAGUCCAUGCCAGGAGGCCAAGGAGCCCGAGGGGCUUGAGGGAGGGAUGAGGGCCUUUCCCCCCCAGGACCAUGAGCAGCUUUGUUCCGAAAGGAAGUUCCCGGGGAAGGAGAGAUCCAUUGGGCCCCGGAGCGGGCAGGUGCGCCCGGCGGAGAAGCCGCACGUGUGCGGGGAGUGUGGCAAGCGCUUUGCACGCAGGUCCUUCUUCCUGGACCACCAGGUCCUGCACACGGGCCAGAAGCCCCACCAAUGCAGCCUCUGUGCUGAGACCUUCGCGCGCAAGGCCCAGCUCGUGGAGCACCAGCGCGCCAGCCACCGCGGCCACAAGCUGUUCCAAUGCGCCGCGUGCCCCAGGUCCUACCGCUAUGAAUCCGGCCUCCUGAAGCACCAGAAGGCGCACACAGCCGAGCGGCCGCACGCCUGCCCGGACUGCGGCAAGCGCUUCGCACAGCGCACCAACCUCACGGUGCACCGGCGCACGCACACCGGCGAGCGGCCCUUCGCGUGUGCGCAGUGCGGCAGGGCCUUCACGCAGAAGUCGGAGCUGGUGGUGCACGAGCGCACGCACACGGGCGAGCGGCCUUUCGCCUGCGCACAGUGCGGCAAGGCCUUCAUCCGCAAGGGCCCCCUGCGCAUCCACCAGCGCGCCCACCGUGGCGAGAAGCCCUACGCCUGCGGCCAAUGCGGCAAGGGCUUCAACCAGAAGACGCACCUGGCCAACCAUGCGCGCACGCACACGGGCGAGCGGCCCUACCUGUGCAGCGUGUGCGGCAAGGGCUUCGGGCAGCAGUCGUGCCUCCUGGUGCAUCUGCGGGCGCACGCGGGCCGCGGCCGCUUCCCCUGCGCACAGUGCGGCCGCUGCUAUGCGCACAAGGGCACGCUGGUGACGCACCAGAAGAUCCACAGCGCCGAGAAGCGCUUCCAGUGCGCCCAGUGCCCCAAGGCCUUCGAGACCAAGCGGGAGCUCAAGGGCCACCAGCGGUCACACUCGGCCGGGCGCCUGUACACGUGCAAGGAGUGUGGCCAGACCUUUGGCUACGCCUCCAACCUGUACUCGCAUCAGAGGCGGCACAAGAGACAGAGGCAGGCGGCAGGUGGCUUGUCAGAGGGUGGCCUGGCAGAAGGGGUGCCCAAAGCACACUGUGGUCCCCCAAGGACCAGUGACCACGUGCAGGGCAUCAGCCCUGUGAGCUCGCUGACCCUGCAGGUGCCACCGGCGACCUCUCAGACCCCGGUCAGCCUGGUGCUCGUGGGGCAGCCAUUGGCUCCAAGCGAAGCCCCUGGAGAGAACAGAGACUCCGGCUCACAGAGGCACCCGGUGGACCCUGCCAACGUGGUGGUGCCCCUGAAUGUCCUCAAUGUGGCUGUGCCCUCAGGGUCCAACUACGUCCUGUUUUAUGUCCCCCAGAACCCCUAG